CCCAAUGUUGCUCCACCAAUGAUGCAGGCGGGAACCAUGAUGGCGAUGCAGUUCCUGCAGGCCGCAGACAUGAUUGCGCGGCUGCCUUUGCCUGCUAGCCUCCCUCCGCCCAAGCGUCAGCGUCCUGAAUACUUCGACAGCCCGUUUGGACCGUGGAUGGGAAUGACUGGAUGUGAUAAAUCAGUGGGAGUCCCUUAUGGGCCUCACAUACACAAUGAGAUGCCUUCUGGCGGAUCUUAUGAGAGCCAUCUUCCUCCAAAUGCAUCAAAUACCCUAUAUGUUGACGGUCUCCCUACCAACUGUACUAGACGGGAACUUACACGUAUCCUUUUUUGCAUAGUAUUCUCUUUCUAUGUUUAUGUUCUCACCAAUCGACCUCUCAAUCUUUUCUGUUGUGUUUUAGCUUUCAACAUUUAUUGCUUCAGCUCCUUGACUCUUCUUUCUCUAGACAUAUUUCGCCGUUUUACCGGGUUCUGUGAUGUAAGGCUAGUCAACAGAGGAUUUAAUAAUAGACAUGUAAUAGCUUUUGUUGACUUUGACACUCCUGGCCAAGCCUUUUCUGCCAUGGAGUCUCUGCAAGGUUACAUGUUUGACAUAUAUGACCCAUACACACACAAAUUGCACCUCCAAUUCUCUUCUCCUGGUCCGAGGUCAGGCGAUGGACCUCGCGGUAGGCGUUAAAUCAUGUGGGUCUGGGUUUCUUCUAUAUCAAUCUGAAACCUUCAAUCUUCAACUUCAUUGCUUCUGUUACCUCAUGAGCGAGAACGGAUAACUUGAUUGUUUCUCAGACUUUACCUGAUACGCUAUAAUAAUCCUAGGUUAGAACUGGAACCGGUAUUUAGUUACAUGUUUUAUGAGAUGCUAUAGUUGUUAUGAUGCACUGUAACUUAUCGUGUACUAUCUGCCUGACCCAUACAAUACAAAUAUGCAACAGUGGCUUAAACUUUUCUGAG
This is a messenger RNA of Lolium perenne, 953 nucleotides long. RefSeq names its product nuclear speckle RNA-binding protein B-like. Gene Ontology annotation, molecular function: RNA binding. Lineage: Eukaryota; Viridiplantae; Streptophyta; Magnoliopsida; Poales; Poaceae. The record is from RefSeq and is a predicted model, not a curated record.